CCCAUUGUUGUAGAAUUUCUCGAAGGAAGAGGACCAGUUCCCUUUUCGCUGCAAGCCUCCAAGGAGACUGCACACCUUCCAAGAUGGCGAUGAAAGUAGUCGCGUUGGUUCUUUCUUUCGUCAUCUCUAUCUUGAUAGAGAGAGGCAGAACAAAUGACUUGCCGAGCGAUAUUUGUUCAAUCGUGGCGGGUCGCCACUUCAAACAGUUUCGAGGCGAUUCCUACGAAUAUUACCCCAAUCAAUGUCUGUACACCCUGGCAGAGUCCGAAUUGACUGAUUCUCAUUCUUUUGAGAUCCUGCUGGAUAACCAGAACUCAGACGAAGUAGCAAUAAUCUACAUUGGCAUAGAAGACAGCGAGGUGGCCGUUGAGAUCAGGAUGACCCCGGUUGGAGUUUUUCUAAAUGGAAGCACAACCCCAGCCAAUCUCCCCUUGAUGCUUCCCCAAGCUAGCGUGGUGAAGAGGGGCUUUUAUUACAUCCUCACAGACAGUUCAGAAAUAAAAAUUGAAUAUGCAGUGGGUGAGAGGAUAUAUCUAUUUGUUCCGGAAUCUAUAAUCAGUGAAACAUACGGACUGUGCAAAAUUGAAGAGGGUUCUUCAUUCACGUCGGUAGCUGAUUUGAGCAAGCACCGUACUGCCACCGCCACUGAAUUCUGCGAGGGACGUGGGGCGGCGCCCUUUCCUAGCACCGCCUCCGAACUCAAAUGCAAAAGCAUCGUACUCAGUGACUGCGGCCUAAACGAAGACCAUGAGUUUUUCAGAAAGCUUUGCAGUAUCGAAAUGAAUGCCACUCCUAGGAAUCAUAGUAUAGAUAACGGGAUAUGUCUGGCACUUGCAGAGUACUACCGAAUAUGCGCCCUCUGCGACCAAACGUCUGUAUUUGAAGAUUGGCGGAAUGAACAUGGAUGCGUUGUUUCCUGUCCAAAUAGCGAGGUGUUUGCAGAAAGUGGUAGUCUUUGUCCAAUGACAUGCGAUAAGACAUAUCUGACUAGAACUUGCUCCGAAGAAGGAGGCUUUGACGGAUGCCAUUGCCGGAGUGAUCAUUACUGGAAUGAGGACAUUGGGGUAUGUGUCCCAAAAGCGGGAUGUUUUUGUGUUCAUGAGGGACAUCAUCAUGAAACAGGAGAAACAGUCGAUAUUGAAUGUAACACAUGCACAUGCGCUGGGGGAUCCUGGGCUUGCACUCGUAAUGAAGCCCUCUGUGAAGCCACGUGCUCCAUUACAGGAAAAUAUCUCACCCUCUUCAACACAUUCGAUGGAACUAUAUUCGAGAACACAGACAGCUGUGGCCAUUUGCUGGUAGAACCAAAGGCUACUAAUGGAACCUUCCAGCUUAGUUUUGGUCAUCAUUGCCCCUUCGCGUCCCCAUGUCUGCCAUAUUUAACACUGGUCACGUCGAUCGGAGGAACCAAGGUUACCCUCAGAUUUCUUGAGGACCGAUCGGUGCUUAAGAACAACGAUAACAUGAAACUGCCACUGUUUCUCGAUGGGGUUGUGGUGAGAAAUAUCGUGGAUAAUUAUCUGCUCAUCAACACUAACUUUGGUAUCACUAUCAUGUGGGAUUGGAAGUCAGAUUUGGAGAUUACAGCGGCAGACUCUCUCCGUGGUGGGGUUUGGGGAUUGUGCGGCUUAUUCAACGGAGCAAUCAACGAUGAUCUGACUCUGCCAACCGGUGAGAUAACCGUGGACCCCUUGAUAUUUGGAACAAGAUGGAGGUCUUUCUGCCUAACUCCAUCUACCCUACCUACCUACGCCGUAUCCCCUGGGUAUUGCAGGAUAGAUCAGCUAUAUCAUCUGCAAGUACAAGAGCGUUGUGGUCUGUUCACGACGCAGGCGUUCCACAGCUGCCACGGGGUAGUUUCGUACGAGCAGUUUCAUAUGGACUGCUGGACCCUCGCUUGCCCUAAAUUAGCAUCGGAUUUAGGGACUCUUGAAAAGAGUACAUGCCCCGCUUUCCUAGCCUACAUCGCCGAGUGUGCCCGUCAGGGACAAGUAAUCUCUUGGCCCGGAUACAGCAAUUGCGAAAUUGAGGAUUGCCCGGCUGGUCGAGUUUACUUGGACUGUCCGCAUCGAAUCCAGCUUCUCUGUAGUGAAGUUCGUAUGGCUCAAGCAGGAGCAAAGGACAAAACUUGCUACGCAGGAUGCUUCUGCCCCAAUGGCACGGUCUUUGAUGACUAUUCGGAAAGGUGCGUGGAGAGUGACAUGUGCCCUUGUAUCAAUACAAACGGGAAAAUACAGCAAGUCGGUGAUGAGUGGAACACGGAGUGUGAACAUUGCAUCUGUAUGGCUGGACAUUAUACUUGCGAGGAAGUCGAAUGCAAAGUGUGUGAGCACGGCCAACAGUAUAGCACCUGCGCCUGCGCCAAGACCUGCACCAAUCUGUACUCCGUGUUGUGCUCGGAAGGAGAGGAUUGUCUAGGUGGAUGUGCCUGCCCUGAAGGCUCGGUGCUCGAUGAAUGGAACGGACAGUGCGUAGCAGCGGCCGAUUGUCCGUGUCUGUACGGCAACGAGACCUACGCUGUCUACUCAAUAAGGCCAACACCAGAUAAACUAUGUCUUUGUAAACCAGGAGCGUUUUGGGAGUGUGCGUCGCGUGAUACUGAAGGUUCUUGUUGGGCCUUUGGUCUCUCUUCGUUCAAUACGUAUGACGAUAAGACUUUCAGCCACAACGGGCGAUGUUCUUACGUCAUGUCUACUGAUGGAUGCAAUGACAAUUCUAAUGAGACUUUUCGAGUUGAGAUCGAGAGCUUGGACUGCGGAGAAGAUGCUUGGGCCUGUACCAAAGCCAUUCACAUCACAUUCCCAAACGUUACUGUGGUUCUCAUUCGGGGAUCAGAUCCCAUACUAACACCCAAUACUUCGGACAUUUGCACCAAGGAAGUAGGUGGUAUUUACACCAUGGUCCGGUAUGAAGGUUUAGCGAUCAUGUGGGAUGGGGCAAACAUGGUAACUAUUACGGUUGAGGAACGUUUCAAAGAAAAAGUCUGUGGUUUAUGUGGCAACUUUGACGGCCGGUCCGACGACGACUUUCUCAAACAGCAAGGAGAUACUACACGAGAUAUAAAUGAGUUUGUGGACAGCUGGGCCACUCGAUCCUGCCUUCCUGCCAGAGCCACGAAUCUCGAAUGUCUCAAUGAAAUAGAGCAAGCUCGACGUCCAUGGGCGGAGAGUAAAUGUGAUGUAAUCAAUUCGGAGAUUUUCUCCGAAUGCCAUGCAUAUGUCAGCCCAAAGCCAUAUUUUGACCACUGCGUCGAUGACAGCGUCAAGUGUUAUCGCGGCGACGGUUUAGAUUGCCUGUGUGAUGCGAUAUCAGUCUACUCUCAAAAGUGUAUUGAGAAAGGAGUCUGCGCAGAUUGGCGCGCUGAUCACAUGUGUCCCGUAACGUGCCCGUGUGGCGAACACAGGAAGUAUUAUACCUGCCAUACCAGUUGCCAAGCGUCUUGUGAUGAAUGUGCUUAUGAAGACAAGUGUAUGACACCUAAGGUGGAAGGUUGUUUCUGCGAAGGGGACUUGGUUGAGUUAAACGGAACAUGCAUUCAAAAGGGUUACUGCUCGCAAAGACCACCUACCACCCAACCCCCGACAACCCAACCCCCGACAACCCAACCCCCUACCACGCGUCCACCGACUACUCGACCCCCUACUACUCAGCCACCAACUACCCAACCCCCGACAACACAGCCACCAACUACCCAGCCCCCUACUACUCAACCUCCUACCACUCAACCUCCUACCACCCAACCCCCGACCACACAAACCCCUACUACGCGUCCACCGACUACUCAACCUCCUUCUACCCAACCCCCGACAACACAGCCACCAACUACCCAGCCCCCUACUACUCAACCUCCUACCAAGCGUCCACCGACUACCCAACCCCCUAUUACACAGCCACCAACUACCCAGCCCCCUAUUACCCAACCUCCUACAACCCAACCACCAACUACCCAACCCCCGACAACACAGCCACCAACUACCCAACCCCCGACUACCCAACCUCCUACAACUCAAUCUCCUUCCACCCAACCCUCGACAACACAUCCACCAACUACCCAGCCCCCUACUACUAAGCCACCAACUACCCAGCCCCCGACAACCCAGCCCCCUACUACUCAACCUCCUACCACUCAACCUCCUUCCACUCAACCCCCGACAACACAACCACCAUCAACCCAGCCCCCUUCUACUCAACCACCUACCACUCAACCUCCCACCACCCAACCCCCAACAACACAGCCCCCUAUGACACAUCCACCAACUGCCCAACCCCCGACAACUCAACCUCCUACCACUCAACCUCCUUCCACUGAACCCCCGACAUCGCAGCCACCAACUACCCAGCCCCCUACUACUCAACCUCCUACCACGCGUCCACCGACUACCCAACCCCCUACUAAACAGCCACCAACUACCAAGCCCCCUAUUACCCAACCUCCUACAACUCAACCACCAACUACCCAACCCCCGACAACACAGCCACCAACUACCCAGCCCCCUACUACUCAAACUCCCACCACUCAACCUCCUACCACUCAACCUCCUUCCACUGAACCCCCGACAUCGCAGCCACCAACUACCCAGCCCCCUACUACUCAACCUCCUACCACGCGUCCACCGAUUACCCAACCCCCUACUACACAGCCACCAACUACCCAGCCCCCUAUUACCCAACCUCCUACAACUCAACCACCAACUACCCAACCCCCGACAACGCAGCCACCAACUACCCAACCCCCAACUACCCAACCUCCUACCGCCUGGCCACCUACCACCCAACCACCUACUACCCAACCUCCUACAACUCAACCUCCUACCACUCAACCUCCUUCCACUCAACCCCCGACAACACAACCACCAUCAACCCAGCCCCCUUCUACUCAACCACCUACCACUCAACCUCCCACCACCCAACCCCCAACAACACAGCCCCCUAUGACACAUCCACCAACUGCCCAACCCCCGACAACUCAACCUCCUACCACUCAACCUCCUUCCACUGAACCCCCGACAUCGCAGCCACCAACUACCCAGCCCCCUACUACUCAACCUCCUACCACGCGUCCACCGACUACCCAACCCCCUACUAAACAGCCACCAACUACCAAGCCCCCUAUUACCCAACCUCCUACAACUCAACCACCAACUACCCAACCCCCGACAACACAGCCACCAACUAUCCAGCCCCCUACUACUCAAACUCCCACCACUCAACCUCCUACCACUCAACCUCCU
This is a messenger RNA of Strongylocentrotus purpuratus (purple sea urchin), 5231 nucleotides long. RefSeq names its product SCO-spondin. NCBI's taxonomy places the organism in Eukaryota, Metazoa, Echinodermata, Echinoidea, Camarodonta, Strongylocentrotidae. The transcript is spliced from 22 exons. The annotation marks the transcript as partial. Gene Ontology annotation, cellular component: extracellular matrix. The record is from RefSeq and is a predicted model, not a curated record.